Molecule: messenger RNA, 1471 nt
Organism: Arvicanthis niloticus (Nile rat)
Lineage: Eukaryota; Metazoa; Chordata; Mammalia; Rodentia; Muridae
Source: RefSeq, a predicted model, not a curated record
UAAUGGGUGAGAAGUUGUUCUGCUAAGGAUUCAUUCACUUUAGCUGUGAGAGAGCAACUGUUACAUUGGAAACUACCAAGCUUCAUCUGCACUCCCAACCCCACCUGAUUUAAUUAAAAAAAAAAAAAAAAAAAAAAAAAAAAAAAAAAACUUGUUGAGUAGCAAGACGUGAUAGCACAGAUGUGGCUGGUUUUGAGAAUACAGAGAAGACUAAAGGAAAGGCGUUGGGAUGAAGGCAGGAUUUUCGGCCAUGCUUCCAAACUUCCCUGGCUGUUCCUCAUCAUUUCUCUCUAGUGUCUCAUGUGACUGUCCCAUCUGCGAGUGUAAUGCCUUCGCCUCUAACCCUGUGUCGCUACCUCCCUCGCGAGCUGUCGCCAUCGGUGGACUCGCGGUCCUGCAGCAGCCCCUUGGUGGCCCCGAGGAAGACAGGGAAGCUCCUCCUAGGGGCCACUCCUCCUCGGGCCCCGCGGCUGCCACGCCGGCUGGCCUGGUGCUCCAUAGACUGGGAACAGGUAUGCCUACUGCAUAGGUUGGGCUCUGGAGGGUUUGGCUCGGUGUAUAAAGCCACUUACCACGGUGUUCCUGUGGCCAUCAAGCAAGUGAACAAGUGCACCAAGGACCUACGUGCAUCCCAUCGGAGUUUCUGGGCUGAACUGAACAUUGCAAGGCUGCGCCACGACAACAUAGUCCGGGUUGUGGCUGCCAGCACGCGCACGCCCGAGGGCUCCAACAGCCUAGGUACCAUAAUCAUGGAGUUUGGGGGCAAUGUGACACUACACCAAGUUAUCUACGGUGCCACGGGAUCCCCGGAGCCUCUCAGCUGCAGAGAGCAAUUGAGUUUGGAGAAGUGCCUCAAGUAUUCCCUAGAUAUUGUUAAUGGCCUGCUUUUUCUCCACUCACAAAGCAUUUUGCACUUGGACCUUAAGCCAGCGAACAUUUUGAUCAGUGAACAGGACGUUUGUAAGAUCAGUGACUUCGGCUGCUCCCAGAAGCUGCAGGAUCUGCGGUGCCAGCAGGCGUCCCCUCACCACAUAGGGGGCACAUACACGCACCAAGCUCCGGAGCUCCUGAAAGGAGAGAUCGCCACGCCCAAAGCCGACAUCUACUCUUUUGGCAUCACCCUGUGGCAGAUGACCACCAGGGAGGUGCCUUACUCCGGCGAGCCUCAGUACGUGCAGUACGCAGUGGUAGCUUACAAUCUGCGCCCGUCAUUAGCAGGGGUGGUGUUCACCGCCUCCCUGACUGGGAAGACGCUGCAGAAAAUCGUCCAGAGCUGCUGGGAGGCCCGCGCCCUGCAGAGGCCGGGUGCAGAACUGCUCCAGAGGGACCUGAAGGCUUUCCGAGGGGCACUUGGCUGACUCCAUCGAGCCUGUGUGGAGAUAAGCUUUUUGUUUCUGUUUCUUUUCAAAGAAGUUAGGAUGGUGUGAAAGCAUACCCCUAGGGCAUAUUUUUAGGAAAUAAAGUUACUACA